Molecule: messenger RNA, 2196 nt
Organism: Acipenser ruthenus (sterlet)
Lineage: Eukaryota; Metazoa; Chordata; Actinopteri; Acipenseriformes; Acipenseridae
Product: zinc finger CCCH-type with G patch domain-containing protein-like
Exons: 7
Coding region: 125-1708 (527 amino acids)
Biological process (GO): regulation of transcription by RNA polymerase II; negative regulation of DNA-templated transcription
Cellular component (GO): nucleus
Molecular function (GO): RNA polymerase II cis-regulatory region sequence-specific DNA binding; DNA-binding transcription factor activity, RNA polymerase II-specific; metal ion binding
Source: RefSeq, a predicted model, not a curated record
UCACAGGGUCUCUUGUCGAAUAGGUGAAAGGUUAACGCAGCCGACGCUGGUAUUCAUCAAUCGCGACAGACGCUGAGUAGCCGGUUAAUGUCUAGAGGUGGUCUGUUCAAACAUUUCCUUCGUAAUGGACGAAGGGAGCCUGGAGGCUGCCAUUGAGACUUACAAUGCCCAAUUACAGCAGGUGGAAACUGCAUUGGGGGCUGGGCUGGACCCCUCCCAACAGCUGGACCUCUUAAAACUGAGAGACGAUUUACUGCAGCUGAUAGAGCUCACAGAGUCGAGCCUCGUAUCGGUGAAGAAGAGCAAGCUGCUAGCUAGUUUGGAAGGGGGGUCGGCCUCACAGUUGGAGCCCAAAGCAGAGGAACCAGAGCCCGGUGACACUGACCAGGAGUAUGCUGCUUUUUGUGCUGCUAUUGCUGAACCUUCACCUGCUAAUUCCAAUAGUAAAAACAUAACUGAAUCCAGUCAGGUUCCUAAUCCAGACCAUUUUCAGAAUGGGGAGGAGGAGGAAGAUGGUGAUGAUGAUGAUGAAGAAGAUGUGAUGAGUGGGACAAAAGUCCACGCCCCCCACCACACCUCCUGGGGAACAUUAGAAUAUCACAAUGCCAUGGUUGUGGGUGUUGAAAACUCUGAAGGUGCCGAUCCACAGGUCCGAGUUUUGUACAUCCACCCAACACAUAAAUCUAUGAAACCUUGCCCUUUCUUCUUGGAAGAUAAGUGUCGGUUUAUGGAGAACUGCAGAUUCUCCCAUGGAGAGGUGGUAUUGGUGUCUGAGCUUCGUCAGUUUCAGGAAUCGGACCUCAGUUCUCUGGAAGUGGGAUCAUCCUGUUUAGCCAGACAUGAGGAUAGCAUCUGGUACCCAGCCACAAUUACAGAUAUUGACAGCGGUUACUACACUGUCAAAUUUAAUUCACUUCUGCUGAAGGAGGCAGUGGUGGAGGGGGAUGGUAUAAUCCCACCAAUGAGAAGAGAGGAGGAAUCUUCAUCGGAUUCAGACGAUGAGGAGCUGGGCGAGAAUUCAGCCUAUGCUAAAGUGGUAGAUUCUCCAUCCACAGAGACAGAGGGGUUGACCUCUUCCUGUAGCUCAGGAUUUGCAGGCUGGGAGGCUCACACUAGAGGCUUUGGAUCCAAACUGAUGGCGAAGAUGGGCUAUGAAUUUGGGAAAGGUUUAGGGAGAAACGCUGAGGGGAGAGUGGAGCCAGUCCAGGCGGUGGUCCUACCCAAAGGAAAAUCCCUGGACCAGUGUGCUGAACUCUUACAGAAGAAAAAGGAGGGAAAACCAAGAAAACGCAGGAGGAAAGGCAGAAAUGGGCCCGGCGCUUCCACAGAGCGGAAACCUAAACAGAACGUGUUUGACUUUUUAAAUGACAAGCUUGGUGCGGGAGGACACCGCGGUGGAUCUCAGACGGAGCCCCCUUCAGCUGUGAAGAGCAGUAAAGAGAGCUAUCAGGGGGGGAAGAACGCAAACAGGACUCUCAAUGUCAGACUCUUUCAAACUACAGAGAGAGUUGAGCAGAUACAAAAGGAAAUAAGUCGCAUAAUGGAAUCUCUUACCAGGAAUGUUGGAAGGGAUAAGGCAAUGACCACUCGCUUGGAAGAGAAGCUGUGUAGUGCCAGGAAGCAGCUGGAACAGUUCAAAGCUCAGGAGGUCAGUAUUCAGAACGAACAGAGGAAAGUGAACACACACAAGAAGAUGACCACAUUUUGACUGCUGUAUUUUUUAUUUUUUUAAUGCCAGAACUUUUUUUUCUUUGGCAGACAAUACUCUGUAUUUCAUAUAUCCCGUCUGACGCCACAUUUUUUGUUUUUGGAUAUCCCUGGGAAUCUGUCUGCCACAGAUUGUACUGCAGGUAUAAAUGUUGGAAGAAUUGGUUGUUUCACUGUUGCAGUUUCUGGAAUGCCACACUCCUUGCUUGUGGAUAGUGCUGUGCGUUACUCAUGAGAGCAUGUACACAUCUAGGUUGGAAAAAGUGGUGCUACCGGACAGCAUUUUAUUUAGCAAUUGGAAAUGUAUGAAUGAAUUUGGACAAUGAAGUCAUCCACAACUAACAAGCAUUGCCAAUGUUUAUCCAGAAACUUUUUUUUUUCUUUUCUUUUUUAAAUCAAAAUGGUCAUAAAAUCUAGAGAAAGUGGUCUUUUGAAAUCUGUACAGUUGUAUUUAUGAUAUUAUUAAACAUGAAAACAUGUCGAAACUCA